AUGACAGAGAAUUUGCCAGCUGGUGAGCAGGAACCCAAUGAAGGCUCCCCUCUGCUGCAUCAGAACCCCCUGGGCCCUGACUUGGAAGGUUUGCGCGGCGUAGACGCAACAAAUGCCGAACUCGAGUUCGUAGUGGAAAGCACGGGGGUCGCACUCGUUGAAGAAGCAAUGGGUAAUGGAUCCAGCCCACAGGGCGCGCCGUCAAACGGGCCAGAAACUGAAGAAGCCCGCUGGCUGCGGGAGUCAAAGCUCAAGCACUCAAAGCUAGCGUGGUACUACAGACCCAGUUUGUCUCUUUUGUGCUUCACAGUAGCCUUGAUGUCCCUGGCAGAGACCAUGGUGGCCUCUCCUUCUAUCAUCCUCACGACACAAAAAGUGUGCCAGGGCAUUUCGCCAGGUUCGCCCGAUAGCCCUGAAGAGGCCAGAUGUGACAUGCCUAAGGCGCAGUCAACUUUCUCUUCUAUCCAAUCUGCUCAGAUGUUGAUACAAGGAAUAGUGGGAACGUUGCUAGCAGGAAAAUUAGGCGAACUCUCUGACCGGUUCGGCAGAAAGCCAAUCUUCCAAUACGUCGGGUGCGUGAGGCUAGUGAGUUUGCUAGCUAUUGUCUACACCAUCCUUCCCUCAACGCCUUACAGCAAAUGGAAAAUCAUUCUCGCAAACAGUAUCCAGGCCUUAUCUGGCGGUCUGAUGCUGACUAUUGCAAAUGGAAACAGUUACAUCACGGAUUGUACAGAGCCAAAAGACCGAACAAUAGCAAUUAGUAUGCUAAUGAGUACAAUCUACGCCUGUAUCGGAACUGGUCCUCUUAUCGGCUCCGCGGCCAUCAAGUUAUCCAACGGGAACAACUACAUGCCAUUCGUGAUAGCCGUGAUGUUCAUCACGUUCUUCACUAUCUUUACUACUAUAUUUUUGACCGAGUCCCGCCAUGUUAACGCGUUGAGACAAAGCCAGACUAAAUUCCGCGAUCGCAGACGCAGCUUUGAAAGUGUUUUAACGAACACCUCGUCUGUGUCUGUCACUAGGCAUGGCAGGUACCAGGCUCUCAAGUUCUUGGACCUGCUAUCUCCACUGAAAAAGAUGUGGCUACCGCCAUCGGUACAUGGCUCACUGAUCCCAAGAUACACAGUACUAAUUCUCGUAGCGCUGGACGUUCUAUUUAUUAUCUCGACAACAGGCAUGGUCGUCCCGCUUGUGCUCUUCGCUACAUAUAAGUACCGGUGGGACUCUGUGCACUUGGGGUACUUCAUCUCAUUCAUAGGAAUCGGGAGAGCUAUGGUCCUGUUGAUACUUUCGCCGCUGUUCUUGCACGUCCUCAAGAAAAUGUACACUCGACUGGACAACUCGGUAGACGCCAUUGACCUGAUGUCGCUUCGUACUGCCAUGUUUUCUGUGGUAAUUUCUAUCGCCGCCAUUCUUUUGUGGGACGAUACCCGCGGGCUGGUCCUGUUGGUUUUUGCGGUUUUCCAAAACCUGAGCGCCUUCUUCUCGCCAACACUUCAAGCCACGCUGGUCAAAUACUGCUCCAAGUCAUCUUUGGGCGAGCUCUUUGGCGCUAUUGCUCUCGUAAGAAGCGCUACUAUGCUUGUAUUCCCACCGAUCUUACUGCUCGUCUACGCCCACACAAACACCACAAAACCAAAGAUCUUCAUGACUGUUCCUUUGCUUGCAAGUAUCCUUGCUUUCAUACUGACCUUCAUGCUUCACAUCGUUACCGAUUCAGAACUUCUUCGCAGGCCAUCUCAGGCAUCUUUGGCACCUUCCUCACAGCCUGCACAUACGAACAAAGGUUCCAAAGACCAAAGAAUGUCGACCUCCAGGACAUCCCGUAAGCCCAGCUCUAUAUAA
Molecule: messenger RNA, 1845 nt
Organism: Lachancea thermotolerans CBS 6340
Lineage: Eukaryota; Fungi; Ascomycota; Saccharomycetes; Saccharomycetales; Saccharomycetaceae
Exons: 1
Coding region: 1-1845 (614 amino acids)
Biological process (GO): transmembrane transport
Cellular component (GO): membrane
Molecular function (GO): transmembrane transporter activity
Source: RefSeq, a predicted model, not a curated record